This is a messenger RNA of Photinus pyralis (common eastern firefly), 917 nucleotides long. RefSeq lists its product as uncharacterized. Bases 296 to 886 code for a protein of 196 amino acids. NCBI's taxonomy places the organism in Eukaryota, Metazoa, Arthropoda, Insecta, Coleoptera, Lampyridae. The record is from RefSeq and is a predicted model, not a curated record. The transcript is spliced from 2 exons.
AACAAAAGGAUAACGGUAUCAAAUAUAUGAUUCUGCAUUACGGUUAAAUCAAGUCAAUUUCAAAAACAAAAAUAUAAAAUGCUGCAUACAAAACCAACCAAGAUGAUUGUAAAAAGUGUUUGCGCUCUAGAGACGGCACAGACGACUUUCCCCUUCGUUUAAAAGUCGCGCGGUUACCAGCUCUCAAAAAUGUGUGCGUCGUCAUAGGUUGUAUAUACAGGAUGAGACCUUACAAAAUCUGAACAGUCAAACUUUACAUAAAAAAUUCAAAUUGUGCUUGUGAAUAUGUAUAUCUAUGGCAACAAAACGCCAAGAUUUCCUUUUAAUUGACAUGUAUACACGAAAUGACGUUAAUAAACGACUUCUGGCCAGGGAAACUGUUGUCCACAAUGAAAAGGAAUACUUGGGCCAAUUGAAUGGGUAUCGCGACGAUGAAUAUAGGCUCUACAAAGAAAAGAGGUGCCAAUUUCUGAACGCGGCUAAUUUGUACAAGGAAUGCAAUAAAACGGCCAUUUACGCGAACAAAAUUAAAUUGGACGAGCAUACGAACGAUAUUUUACGCUAUGAUCGCAAGGAAGAUCGUGAAGAUAGCUCUAGGGAGAGGUCUUCGUCAGGUAGUUUGCUUAGAAAGCGUUCUUACCGUCACAUACACGAAAGCAAUUUUAAUGGUGUCGUCGUAUGUCAGCUCGAACCGUGGUUUGUACGCUACUUGAAAUUGUGCAAAUUUAUUUACGCAGCAAGGACCAUUAUUGUCUACAAUCGUCUAUUGCGAAAUUUGAGAAUUUUGAAGACUUGGGAUGAAAGCAGCGUGGAGGCGCUUGAAAAGCAGCCGACUAGGCGAUACGACAACGUUUCCUAUCCACACGUUUUCGAAAAAUUCCUUUAAUAAAUUAAACACAAAACGAUUAACAUUUAAA